Messenger RNA from Danio rerio (zebrafish), 3076 nucleotides. NCBI's taxonomy places the organism in Eukaryota, Metazoa, Chordata, Actinopteri, Cypriniformes, Danionidae. The record is from RefSeq and is a predicted model, not a curated record.
UACAUAAAAACAGACAAGGCAGAGACACGGAGGAGGGAAAUAUGUGGCGGUGUCUUGGAUUGCACGCCGUCUCUCAUAGGAUUUGCGUCAGUGGCCGGUUUCAUCCGUUUUGGAGCCGUGUGGUAUCUGGAGGCUGGAUUCAGAGCUAGAGCUCAUCUUGUGCUCUCUCUCACCACAAGUGCCUUCUUUAGCCUCGGCAAAUAUUAGCUCGAGAUUAUUUUAGAAAUAAAAUAGUUUUCUGAAAGGAAGCCACGGCCAGUGAUAAGGAAUCCAUUUAAAUGAAGCUGCUGGCAUUGGGGUAUAUUUAUUAUUUGCGCAGCAAGCAAAAACCCAGUCGGUUAAAGCAUUCCUGUGGACAUCUAAAUUGAGAAUGGAGACGAGGUCCUUCAGAAGUUAAAGGAGAAACAAGAGGGGAUUGUGACACAAUCCAAGGUAAACAAGCCAAACACAUUGGUAACAACAGCCCCCCAUGUGUAGACAGCAUCCCACUCCAGACGCCCACUAUACAGUCCAAACACACGGCCCGGUGCCGCAGAUCAAUAUCAUGUAACAUUGAAAGAGGAGAAACAACUCACAAUCAAAGCGGUCGUCAUGGCAACGGCCCAGCCGGAUUCCACCAAUCAAUGGGCUCCGUGAGGCUGCGAGAUGCUCAGCUAUGUGCCAGCGUCCUACAUAAAGAGUGUGGGACAGGCAGCUCAUACUGAUAGAGAGACCCGAGUGGGGGAAAAAAAGCACAUAGAAAGAAACAAGGACAACAUGGUGAAGUCUGGAGGAAGAAGUGUUCCUGUCGUGGUUUGUCUGGCCAGCCUUUGUCUUGCGCUUUGUGCUGGAGCAUUAAAGCCGGAUGUUCUACUCGACAACACGGCCACCACACUGAACCACUCAAUGGCACUGGUGCAGCGCAUGGAGGCUCUGCUGACCCAGGGAAACGGCAGCGAUGUGGUCUUGCGCGUUCAGACCGUCAACACGGAUGAGGUGAAGGUGAUCCAGGUGCAUUCGCUGGUGUUGACUUUGCAGAGUGACGUGUUUGAUGAGCUCCUGCAGACCCGUAACUCCACCGCCAUGGUCCUCAAAGAGACUUCAGACUGCGCUGCCGUCUUUGAGAAGUUCGUUAGGUACUUAUACUGUGGAGACAUCACAGUGCGUCUGAAUCAGGCCAUCCCUUUACACAAGCUGGCCACCAAGUAUCACGUGUGGGAUCUGCAGCAGGGCCUGACCCAAUACAUGACUCAGCACCUGUCCAGCGAUUCCCCUGCGGGUCACGUUGUGGCCUGGUACCAAUACGCCACCCAAAUCGGCGAUGUGACCCUACAGAACAGCUGCCUGCAGUAUCUGUCCUGGAACCUGUCGUCGGUUUUACAGAGUGCCGAAUGGAGCUCGGUGAGUGGAGAACUGCUGCUGUCUUUGCUGCAGCGCUCAGAUCUGGUUCUGCAAAGCGAACUGGAGCUGUAUGAAGCCCUGGAAGCAUGGAUCAACCAAAACCAGCCUUCAGAUGAGACAGCCGAGAACGCACUCAAGGCAAUACGCUACGCCAUGAUAUCUCCACAAAACCUGUUCCACCUUCAGAAGAAGUCUCCACUGAUGUUGAAAUAUUACGAAUCUGUACGCGACCUGCUUUUUCUGGCCUUCCAAUUCCACGCAGCUUCGCCAAUCCAGCUCGCAAAGUACUAUGAUGUAAACUGCAGCCUGUUUACGCCCCGAAACUACCUGUCACUGUCAUGGGGCUCACCAUGGGUGAUCAACAACCCUACAAGGGACGACCGAAGCUUCAGUUUUCAGACUCAACUUGGACCGAGUGGCCAUGAUGUUAGCAAACGCAUAACGUGGAACGCUCUUUUCUCUCCACGUUGGCUUCCUCUCAGCGUGCGAUCCUCUUAUCCAGAGCAGGGAUCCAUGCUGCUGACUCGUACUGAUGCAGGCCGUCCUCGGAUCAUCGUCACUCCGGCUACUUCAAGCCCAGACUUUGCUGGUGUCAGCUUUCAAAAGACUGUCAUCGUUUCAGCCCGGAAGCAGGGAAAGGUGGUGGUCCGUCACGUCUACAACUUCCACCAGAGCACCGAAGAAGCGGGAGACUUUCUGCUGGAGGCGGAUCUGCAGCGUAGAGCAUCUGAGUACCUCAUAGACAGCUCGCUUUACCUGCACAUUAUUGUGAAGCCCCUCUAUCACACCCUGAUAGUAUCCAAAAAAUGAGAGUCAAGCUCGGGGGUGUCCAGUCUUGCUCUUGAAAGGUCAAAGUGCUGUCUAGACAAGAUUCACCUGAUUUUGUGAUGUAGAAGCAAGCUCUUUUCUGCAAACGUGUAAUGCUGGGUUCACAUCAAAGGAGAAGCAUCGAGUCACUUGCUCUAGUUUACUCACGGGAUGUUUUUCACAGUUGAAUUCCUUAAACUUGCACAGAAGAGGUGAAUUUUAAAUCUCUAUUUUCAAGGCAAACGUGUCGAGAGGGGUCUGGAUGCAGACCUGGAGCAGAUACAAUCUGAGCUGCAUGCAAUACUAUUUAAUGCGCACAACUAACCCCACCCCUAAAGGCUUAUUUAUAUACUUUCACAUCGAGUGAUGCUUUGCGCGUAGUCGUGCAUUAUACUUCUGCAUGCUGUUUGUUUGAUUCUGCAAUAACAUUUGUUAUUUCUUGCUAGCUGGCAGUAGGUUUAAAUGUUCCUCUGAGUCGAGUUUCUUCGCAUGCGUUUUGUUUUUCUAAAUGCUACCUUAAUGUACAAGUAGCUAAAUUUUGCUCAUUCCGAGAUGGGAACCAGCGGACGCGUAACAACUUUAAUCAUGAGGUAAAAACAAAACAAAAGUUUCCAUCUGGAGCUCCUCCAUGGGACUCGACCCUUGUAACAAUCGCUUCAUCGUGCUCAUGGCUCUUAGAACCACCUACAUUUGUACCAGCUACCAAGCCGACCAAUCACAGAGCUUGUGCUACUCAUCGUUGCGAUGUGAAGUUACAUUUUUUGAGAGGUGCGCGUCAGUGUCGGAGGAAGUAUUAGCCAUGGUGAGGGCUAUGCAACGCCCGAUUUAAGGCUGAUUUAUACUUCUGCGUCAAACGCCGGCGUAUGCUACGGCGCUGACGCAUAGCCCU